UUUCGCUGUGCUGUGGCUGUGAGGAGUGAGGAGGAUUUUGUAGGUCUCAUCGCCACGUAGGCUUUUGCCCCCUAUUACACACUGUGCCUGUGCGUGCGGCUUACUGAGAUCAGCCGAGGGUUGGGAGCGUGAGAACAUAUUGCACAGCUAUCCACGAGGCUCUUUUUGCAUUUGACGAGAAACAGAACACGUCUUUGGUAAAUAUGGCACUCAAGUUUCAGAUUUUCUGCAUCCUUGUUGCACUUGUGGCUUUGAGCCAUGCAGAAGACGAGCAGGGCGACGAAAUAUCCGUGGAAGUUGUCUCUGUUCCAGAAGAAUGUGAGAGGAAGUCCCGUAAAUUUGAUCAGCUGUCCAUGCAUUAUACUGGAACUCUGACAGAAAGUGGCAAAAAGUUUGACUCAAGCCAUGACAGGAGCCAGCCAUUUGAGUUUCAACUGGGCACUGGUCAAGUGAUUAAAGGAUGGGACGAAGGUCUUGUGGACAUGUGUGUCGGAGAGAAGAGAAAGCUGGUGAUCCCUGCUAGUAAAGGUUAUGGAGAACAGGGUGCAGGUGAUGUGAUUCCCCCAAAUGCUGGUCUGAGUUUUGAAGUUGAACUUCUUGAAAUCAAAGAUGGAGUUCCACCCCCCAAUGUCUUCAAAGAGAUCGAUGUUGAUGGCGACAAGAUGCUGUCCGCAGAUGAAGUUUCUUCCUACCUGAAAAAGAAGUCUGAAGAGGCUGGUGAGUCCGGGGAAUCGUCAGAUGAUCAGCAUAAAGAAAUCAUCACACAGAUCUUUAACCAUGAAGACAAAGACAAGGAUGGAUUUAUCUCCCAUGAAGAAUUUAGCGGCCCCAAGCACGAUGAGCUCUGAGCGGAAAGUUGUUACAUUCCAUAGUUUGUGGAGAGUUCUUUUGUGUGAUUGUGAGCAAAUGUGAUGGUUUUUAUUCACAAAUUCUAAGUCAUGUUAAUUAUAUUCUGUGUAUUUGUCUUGUUGGUGUAAGUUGAAUGAUAUUACAUUGUUCUUUUAUACUGAAAAGAUCUAUACAGUGAAUUUUGUUUUUGUUCAUAGCGUUUCUGAAACCUUAGAAAGGGUGCACUUUUUUCUUGUAAAGUGAACCAUUAUUUUUUUUUUUUUUUAAAUUUACCAAAUAGCUGUUGUGUUGCUCUUAGUUGCCUUGGAAACAAGUGUUGGUAGUAUGGUAGCCUGUACACAUUUUGAACCCUUACACUUUUAGUCUUAAUCUUGUAGGCUUGACGCCUACUGUUGUAGAUAUUUAGGCUAUUGAAUUUUGAUAUUAAGCUAUUAUUUUAUCAGUGCAUGAAAUCAUGCAGUUAUUUCGUUGCAAAUCUUUUUAGAAUGUUGUUGAACUGCAAGAUUGAGGAAUGAGUGUGUUUGAAGAUUACCGGAAACUGUUUGAGAAAGGAUUGUGUCGAUUUGUUUUAAAUGAUGUGCUUUGCAAAGAUGAUUUUUUUUUUCUUUUUUGUCAAAGUGCUUCCUAAAGUAAAGGGCCAUAUUAAUUUUUUUUACUGAGCAUAACACAGUGAUAAAAUCUUUUUGUCUUUUGAAUCAUUUUUGAGACAUCUACAUUGUAUACAUUAGAAGUCACAAGAUUGUGUUCUUUAAAUGUCAUAAAAUUAAUGGAAAAGAUGACUCUUUACUUAACUUACGUAAUUAGUUCCUAUUUAGUGUGAUGAGUUGUUCUACCUCUCAAGCUUUCAUGUGGCGUUUGAUGGCUUGCAUUUUGCAAUUAAAAUCUUGAAGCCAUUUAUAGUAGAAUUGCUCAACAAUUAAAUCACCCUUUUAGUUUUACUAUUUCCUACAUGAUAGAAGGUUGCAAGUAAUUCUGAAUUAUGCUUUGCCAUGUAAUUAGUGUUUCACAAGUUUGUCACUUUUGUUGAGUUUUAAAUUUUCUGAUGGCUAAUACAGUGACAGUGACAUUUUCUUUUUUGCACAGUGCUUUAUUUUUUUCCCUUUUUUGAUAAACAAAUGUUUGUUAUUGCGAAUGAGUGAAAUGAAACUUCAAACUUCAAAUAAUUUUGCUUUAAAGCUCUUAAAAUUUACUGUUGUUUUUCUUUUCUGAGCUUUAUUUUACUUUCUCACUUGCUUCCCAUGCAAGUUUGGAACCCACACCACCCCCACCCUUAAUGUUUGGGAGUAUAGUAGCUUUGCAGCUUCAGUGAAUAUGGAGAUCUUCUGCUCCAUUUCUUCUCUCUUUGCUUUUUUGUAGUGGAUGCAUUGGUUGUCACCAGAAUUUUUCUAUUUGCAAUGAAGAAGAAAGUAUUUUUCACAACUGUCUUCAGAUUUACUGAGGAUUUGACUGUUCUAUUAGCCUCUGCAACUUGAGUGGAAAACUUGAUUGAAAUUAAUUAAGCUUUGGGCACAUUGAGGACUUGCAUAUAUUUUGUUUGAACAGUGAAACUGGUUUGCUUUUCUGUAGAGACAAAGUUUUAUCAGAAUAGCAACAAUUCUCUUAGAAAAAAAUUGCAGUCUGCAUUGUGCCUUUUGCACCAUCUUACUCUUACUGUUGAUGAUGAUAAUGUGGUGAGAGCGUGCGAAUUGUUUGACACUGUCCUGCCAUUUAGUACAUUGUAUCGGACACUUUCCAUUCAUGAUUAUCAUAUAAUUUUUUAAUAAUUUGUUUUGAGACUUAGGAUAUACUUGUUACAAAUUAGAAGUUUUCUCGUGAUGCAGGAAAUACAUUCACAUUCAGGCCACUGGUGCCGUGAUGCGAGUGAAAUUUUCUGAACCUGUUGGCUUUUGUGAUUGAUGCAGUGUUUGGCCAAGACACAUUUUAUAUCAACACUUUAUCUUUGUCAUAUCACACCUGAUAUAUCAACUGGAUUCCAGUCUCAGUAUUAGAAUUGACGGCCAGACGUAUAUUUAAAAAUUUACAACAAUAAGCAUUUUGUUGAGAAUAGUGAGUCAGUCUGUGUGCUAUAUAAUAAUAAUUAUAUGCUACCGAGGCUUGCAAGCCUUCACGUUUGUUUCAUUGUAGCCUACUUACCCUAUCAUGUUAUUGUGCAGGCGAAAGAUCACAUCACAGAGAUACUCAGUUGAAUGGGUUCAGAGAGAAUACAAUACUUCUUAAAUCUCUAUGGCGACGAUAUUUCUUCACACUAAUGAGUCAAAUGCAAUGUCAUGCGGUUAUAACAACAGAGUUGAAAAAGUGUAUUUUGCGCCAGUUUAACAGUUACCUAGUUAUUUUUACCUUUUAUACUCUCCUGUCUUAGAGUGCCUAGAAGACAUUUUAAGAUGCUUGUCAGAAAGCUUUUUUGUACCUUUGCAGUGUUUUUCCUUAGUUUUUAUGCAUUUCAUAAAGAUGAUAGAACAUGAGUGACAUAAAUGCUCAGCUUGUGAAGUGCAUUUAAACUUUCCAAUUAACUGCCAAAUUCAAAAUCAAAAUUUGUUAACUUUUUUCUCCUAAUUUAUUAAAGUACAGUGACAGUUUGAAUACAAUUUACUGGUACUGUGUGUGUGAACCAAAGUGAUCUGGAAUGAAUGGAGUGGUGCUUUGGAGAGAAGUAUGCUUUAGAUUCAGAAACGGAAAUUUUUCUCUCAGAUGAUCAGAGACUUAUGUAAGCUUGACGUAAGAGCACUGCAAUAUUUAAACGUCGAUCCCAUGCCCACCUAUUAUUGUUAUUAUUCAUACCUGCGUGAACUGAAGAUAAAAGCUGUCAAUAGCAAAAACUGUCACCUGUCGUUUGUUACAUGCACAGGUUUUGUAGAGGUUGCCUUUUGUCGGUCCAAUGUACCCAUGUUUCGUCGUAUGUCCCUUGUCUUCCAUUAUUAUGUCUUCACUUCAUCCCUUGAUCUAUCUCAAGUUAAUUGACUGGAAAAAUACAAUCUUGCUUUUUGAUGCAGGGUUCUAUUAUUCCAUAAACAGAAUUGUUAUUUGAAGUCAUGCCUGAAUUUUCAUUGGCGCUUGACUGACAGGGUCUUCAUGGUAACGGUGUGGAAGGACAUGUGCGGUUGCUCAUACAUGUUGAUGAGUGAUGGGCCAUGCUGUAGCGUGCUCAUAUAUUUUGAUGAUUGAUGGGCUUUGCUACAGUGUGCUUCUUGGAACUGGGUUCUUUGCAUCAUGGCGCGAUGCAGAACAUUUUCAUCUCACCCAGUUCUCAAGUUUCUUUUCACACUCACAGCUACCUCUUUUCUUUUUUUUGUGAUCUCUCAUGCUGUCACCUUUUUUUUUUUCUUCUUCUUUAAGCGUGUUGGGAUUAAUAUUUUGGACAUACAUCAGCUGUCCUGAGAGUGACGAGGGUCUAUUAAUUUAAAACUCAUGUUUAUUGCCCGGUGUCCUUUGCUUUUAGUUUUUUGAGCGUAUAACACUGUCACGGAAAGUGGCUUCACAAACCUUUGUAGAAUUGCUCUAUUUGAAGAUUUUAGAGAUCAAUUUAGGUAGAGAGGUAAUGUCUUCCAGAGAGUAAAAGGAUUGUUGACCCUGUUUUUAAUCAGUUUAUUUCUACAUUUUAGAAAGCAUUGUUUAGACAGCUUUUCUGUUUCGUGUUGUCGUGUUGAAGAUAUGCCUGACUCGAAUGAAAUUUUACUUGUUCGAGGUGACUUCCAGCUCUGCUCACAGGCCUUGAACUUGGGGGGAAAAAAGUACUUCACAUGAUGAAGGUUGUGAAAUACCACUUAAAGUUAAAAUGCCCACCCCUUUUAUCCGCGUUUUAUUUAGUAAAAUUCUCACUCAAUGAAAUGUGGGUGUCACUUUUAAGAGGGUUUCUUUUUCUGUUUUCCCUUGAAUUUAUUAUUUGAUAUCUGAAUCUCUCCUAUGACAGUAAGUUAUCAAGCUCAAGAUAAAAACCAAAGUCAGUCCUUUGCUGCCUCCAGAAGUCACCACCACAAAUUAUCUGAGGAUGUGGCAAUGCUGUGAAGUGCCUGUUAUUCAGAUAAAGAAAUAAAUAGUGUCUCCUUUAAAAAUCACCUGCAUAAAAUUGGAAAUUGAAAAAGGAAUGUUGAACAUAACCAAAUGUAAAAACUUUAACAUACCCAAUGCUUGAGCCUUGUUAACCUAUAUUUUCUCAGUUAUAAAAAUAUCAAUGCGGUCAUCAGCUCAUAAAUAUUGGUAGCCUAUGUUUGAGAUGAAUUAAAAACCAAAAAGUAGGCUCUAUUCUAUAAUAAGUUUGCAAAUCAUUUUAAUAUUAUCACUGUCCAAGCUUUAUGCCCCAGAAUUACUCACUGGCAGGGCACUAGCCAGGUAACACAAGAUUGACAUCUUGAGAUUUGCUCUAAAACAUUUUUGUCAGCAAGGUGAAGUUUUCUCUUGUAGCUUGAUGCUUGCAGUUGCUUUGCUUUUUUUUUUUGCUUUUUUUUUUUUUCUUCUUCCUGUUUGGUUGUGGGAUCAUCAUGCAAUCACUGCAGUGCUUAGCUGCAUUUUGUUGAUAUAUAAUACUGACAUCUCUCACUACACAAAAUUUAUUAUGGUAAAAUAAUAAAGUUGAAUAAAUAAGUAUCAUAAAAAACAAGAC
Messenger RNA from Aplysia californica (California sea hare), 5446 nucleotides. RefSeq names its product FK506-binding protein 2. The coding region runs from base 204 to 848 and encodes 214 amino acids. Lineage: Eukaryota; Metazoa; Mollusca; Gastropoda; Aplysiida; Aplysiidae. The transcript is spliced from 4 exons. Gene Ontology annotation, molecular function: calcium ion binding; peptidyl-prolyl cis-trans isomerase activity. The record is from RefSeq and is a predicted model, not a curated record.